Molecule: messenger RNA, 1019 nt
Organism: Chara braunii
Lineage: Eukaryota; Viridiplantae; Streptophyta; Charophyceae; Charales; Characeae
Source: the annotation of a GenBank genome assembly
GGCGAAAGCUACGAAGAAACCAGUGGGGGUGAAGGAAAUAGAAUCUACUCAGCCAAAGAGAAUAGAGGCGAAGAACGUCAAGGAGGAUGAUAAAAAAGAAAAGCAGGCAACUACAAUCAGGGAGGAUGAAAUGAAGAGAUGGAUGACGACCACGUUCGGGAGCUCUUUGCGCAUCCUAACGGAGAAGGUAGAUAAGGUGGAGGAUAAGGCGAAGAUGACCGAAGCCGAACGGGAUGAAUUGCGGAAACUGCGAGCGGAGAAAGAGCUGCGUGAGCUGAAGGAGGGAUCAAAUUCGGAAAAACGAAAAAGGGUUGAGGUAACACCAGGCGCUUCGCCACGAGUCAGGCGGGUAAAAACGAAGUCAGCAGUCAAAAUUCGGAGUCGGCCACGAAAUGGAGUGCUCGUCUUGUCCGAUGAUGAUGAAGCUGAUACAUGCAAACACGGAGGAAACUUGAAGAAGAAAUUCGAGGAAGCUCGGGCUUCCUCGUCGACAUCCGCUCAAAUGGAGAUGGGGGAAAUCAAGGAUCUUCCGAAGAGUCUCGUAGAAGCACUGCCAAAACUGGUCGGGGUUCAAGAUCACGGGAAGGCUGCUAUGACCGAAGAAGGAGAUGAACACAACGAGAAGAUGGAGACAGUCCAACCAGGGGAAGAGGAAGAGGAAGUGUUGGAGGAGAGGGAUGAGCUCGGCCUAGGGACUUACAUGAAAAACCGAGUUGAGAACUAUGAGUCUAUGCACUACACGCAUAUUCGUGCUCUCUGUGUUGAAAAAGGGUUACCCUACAUUAGAAAAGAACUGGGAGUGAUGGAACUGGCUAGAUCGGACUUAGAUGAAUAUAUGAAGUCCUUACGUGAGAUGGAUGAAAAUGGGGUAACGGUUUCAGAACCCGGAGAAGGGGACGAGAGACAGGAUGAGGUGGAGAAUGUUCGGGAAAACUAGGAGCCCAUUCGAAGCGGGCGAUGCUGAGGUUGUUCACGAGGGUUGGGAUACUUAGGGAACAGGUAAAGAUUGAUGGAGUAUU